Messenger RNA from Aspergillus steynii IBT 23096, 402 nucleotides. RefSeq names its product decarboxylase tpcK (gene tpcK). The record is from RefSeq and is a predicted model, not a curated record. Gene Ontology annotation, molecular function: oxidoreductase activity. The coding region runs from base 1 to 402 and encodes 133 amino acids. The transcript has 2 exons. NCBI's taxonomy places the organism in Eukaryota, Fungi, Ascomycota, Eurotiomycetes, Eurotiales, Aspergillaceae.
AUGUCUCGCCUCUACGCCUGGACAAUCCUUGCCUACCGCAAAAAAGGCAUGUCCGAAGAGGAUUACCACGCGUACCUCAGCACUCACCACUCCAACGUGGUCAAAAACCACCUCAUGAAAUUCGGGAUUGUCAGCUACACAAUGACCCACAACACAUCCGAGACCAAAUCGAUGGCAGCCAAGCUUCUAGAAACGAGACCCGGGGGCGAGGAAUUCAUCGCUGAUUAUGACUGCGUGGUGCAGGUUAUGUUUCAUGACGUCCAGGAUUAUCUGAAGGCCAGGGAUGAUCCGUUCUUUCAGGAGGUGAUUGUCCCUGAUCAUGCGCAUUUUGCUGAUAGCGAGAGGACGGUGUUUUUGGCUGGUUGGGUCGAGAAAUUUAUUGUUGAUGCGGCUGUUGUGUAG